Molecule: messenger RNA, 477 nt
Organism: Cetraspora pellucida
Lineage: Eukaryota; Fungi; Glomeromycota; Glomeromycetes; Diversisporales; Gigasporaceae
Source: the annotation of a GenBank genome assembly
AUGAAUAAUACAGGUCAAAACAUUCGAAAACUUAUAAAGGAUGGGUUAAUCAUCAAGAAACCACAAAUUAUUCAUUCCCGCUUUCGUGUUAGAGAAAAAUUGGAAGCCAAACGUAAAGGUCGACACACCGGUCCUGGUAAAAGAAAAGGUACUGCCAAUGCUCGUAUGCCUACCAGCGUGUUAUGGAUGAGGAGGCAACGUGUAUUAAGAAGAUUAUUAAGAAAAUACCGUGAAUCGGGUAAAAUCGAGAAACACUUGUACCAUCAAUUGUAUAUGAAGGCGAAAGGUAAUGUUUUCAAAAACAAGCGAGUUUUAAUGGAAUAUAUCCAUAAGGCUAAAGCCGAAAGAGUUCGUAUUAAACACCUCGCUGAUCAGGCCGAAGCUCAUCGUCAAAAGGCUAAGGCCGCUCGUGAACGUCGUGCUAAUCGCCAAGCUCAAAAGAAGAGCGAAUUACUUGGCUUGGACGUGUUAAUGUGA